Messenger RNA from Theobroma umbraticum, 1400 nucleotides. Its product is annotated as small multi-drug export protein. The record is from RefSeq and is a predicted model, not a curated record. Lineage: Eukaryota; Viridiplantae; Streptophyta; Magnoliopsida; Malvales; Malvaceae. Gene Ontology annotation, cellular component: chloroplast.
GAAAACCUAAGCUUAUCUAGUAUAGUGGAAGUAUUUCCUAAAUUGGGAGCAUAGCUUUGGUUAGUCCUCCCUGUUUUGUUUGGUAAUGCCUGCUGGCUGAUGCGUAACCGUCACGAGGAUGCCGGUCAUUUCCAAGGCAAAUCAUCUAAGUCUAUUUCGUUUGCUAACCCAUUAUCAAGUCUUUGAUAAGGCCUAAGGGCGGGGCAGCCUUGUUGGCAUGUCUGAAUACUUUUUCCAACAUUUGUUUAUGGCCUGGUUCUGCCGUCUAACAACUUACCAAAUUCUCAGAUUGGAUUUAAAAAUGCUACUCCUAUUGGCAAUAGUCUCACAAUCCCUCCUGUUUAAAACCCUUUUAAGCUGUCAUUGAUGGAGGUAAAAGGAAAGUUCUUUUAGCUGCAAUUUCUUAUUUUCAUAAUGGCUGCAUCGGCAUCAGCUGCAACUUCGCCACUGGUAUUAGCACCCUCUUUGAGGAAAACCACUCCCAGAAUCUUUCCCACCCAAAUUCAUUCGCCCUCUACUCGUAGCAAGCAAUUUCUGUCCAGGUCAAAGUUUCAAAACUGGCAGCAUUUUUCUCUUCCUUUGACUAUAACAAGGGCUUCCUCAAAUGGGUUUCUUGAUACAGCUCAUACAAGCAGAGAAGAGGAAAUUUUGCCUUCGUUCGAGGAGAAGCCAGUGAAAUUCCUCUUCUGGGUUGUGCUCUGGGCUUCCUUGUCUCUAGUUUGGUUUGCUGCUUCUGGUGAUGCUAAUGCUGCUGCUGCUGCUGAUUCCAUUAGAGCUUCCAGCUUUGGCCUCAAGAUUGCUAGUGCUUUGCGUGGCUCGGGCUGGCCCGAUGAGGCUGUGGUGUUUACGCUGGCCACACUUCCUAUUCUUGAGCUUCGUGGUGCUAUACCUGUUGGUUACUGGAUGCAACUCAAGCCUACACUCUUGACAAUCUUAUCUAUUCUUGGGAAUAUGGUUCCUGUGCCCUUCAUUAUACUUUACCUGAAGAGAUUUGCUACGUUUCUUGCUGGAAGGAACCAGUCCGCAUCUGGGUUGCUUAACAUGAUUUUUGAGAAGGCCAAAGAGAAGGCUGGUCCCGUGGAAGAAUUUCAAUGGCUCGGGCUGAUGCUUUUUGUGGCUGUUCCUUUCCCUGGAACAGGAGCAUGGACUGGAGCCAUCAUAGCUUCUAUUCUUGAUAUGCCCUUCUGGUCAGCUGUAUCAGCCAAUUUCUUUGGUGUUGUAUUGGCUGGGCUUCUGGUAAACUUGUUGGUGAACAUGGGUCUCAAGUAUGCCAUUGUUACUGGUAUCAUUCUUUUCUUUAUAUCCACUUUUAUGUGGAGUAUCCUUCGAAAUAUUAAGAAGUCUUUGAGCUCAUCAAAAUAAUGUUAAAUUACUCAUUGAAGUAGUUAUUUCCAUCUAAA